Hyposmocoma kahamanoa is the source of this 1922-nucleotide messenger RNA. RefSeq lists its product as uncharacterized. The record is from RefSeq and is a predicted model, not a curated record. Bases 128 to 913 code for a protein of 261 amino acids. NCBI's taxonomy places the organism in Eukaryota, Metazoa, Arthropoda, Insecta, Lepidoptera, Cosmopterigidae. The transcript is spliced from 4 exons.
GCGCAGCUGUUCGGAAUUCAAAUUUAAUUCAGAAAAGUGAUCAACAAUUAACUGUUUGAAAAGUGAAAUGAACAGAUUGUUUUAAGUGUUUAGAAGAUUUGUGCCAUUUUCAAAAUUGUAAUAAAAAAUGACACCAAGAAUAUCAAUCUUUCCAUUCUUCGUCAUAGUACUAGCAAUCCAACAAAUAACCAGCACUGAAGAUGGUUACCUUCAAUAUGUAAAGGAUGGCUGCUUCACGCGAGGGGAAGCCCUGUCCUGCGUCAAAUAUAAAGCUUUGAAGAUAGCAAAGAAAUCUAUAUUUGGCGACGAUUUUUACUCCAAUGAGACUAUAAAAGCUAACAACAUUAUUAGUUUUGUCCCAUUAGAUGAAGACACGAUAAAACGAUUGAUAGUCAAUGAUACAGAAGUCUUAAUUGACAUGCCGAGGAGUAUAUUUUCUGAAUGGACCCAACUUGCACAGUAUUUUAUGAAACUCGUAAAGGAUUUCUUUAAAUUGAAAGGUUUGAGGGUAGAAUUGCCUGAUGGAGCCAGAACUAUCGAAGAGACUGAUAAUGAUGGUCGUGGUCGAAGAAAGAAGCUUGCUCUCAUCGUGCCUCUGCUAACUUUACUGGCUGUGUUUAAGACCAAGGUAUUACUGGUACCAAUCCUUCUAUCAGUGCUGCUAAUCAAGAAACUGCUGCUUAUUGCAGCUCUAUUAUUACCGAGUUUGCUUAGCACGUUGAAACAUUGCAAGCACCGUGGCUAUUCCUACUUCGGAGGCAGCGACAGUUCAGAUUUUAGUUCAGAUUACAACACUUAUGGAUAUUCUACAGGAUAUUCCAAGGAUUGGGCUUUGAACAGAGCCUACAAUUUGGCCAAACAUAGACCGACGCCUGGACCAAUGUAUGGAACUGCACCAGGGGCCGCUGUUUAGCCCAAAUUCUUUUAUAAUAUAUAAUUGGAUAAAAAUCUAUUACUUAAUAAGUAUUUAUUUGUUCUAGAAUUAAGUGUGAUGAAAGAAAAUGAUGAGUUUUUUUAUGUAAAUUCAAUGUCACUAUGAUAUUUGAUGUAACCAAACCUCAGAUAUAAAAAGCCUGCGCUCCUGACUGCUUUAUACUUUAGCGUUUUUUGAUGAUUCGUUUACAUGAGGUUUAUGUAUUACAUUUACAUACGUAUUUCAAACAGUAUUCGACAAUCAAGUGCAAUAAAUCAACUUUAAUUAUUGUUUAAAAUAAAUAAACUAAUAAAUAAAUUUAUUUCAUAUUUCCACAAUCAAUGACAACAAUCAUCAUUAUGGAAUUCUGUACACUCUAUACAAAUUAAUGAAUUUAGGAUAGUUAUAAUAAUCAAUAUAUAUAGAAUAUAUUAGCCACAUAUUCCUUCUUAUUGAAUUAAUAUUGCAUGUUCUUUUGUUUAACUUUAUUUGUUAGCUGAUUAUAACAACGUAUUUGUAAAAUAUGUUAUUGUAUUUGAUAUAACAUCGGAUGUAAUUUUUAUAUUUUUCCAUUUAUGUUACACAUUCUGUUUUUUUGUUACAUGAUUAUGUGUGCAAUAUAAUUCGUGUAGGCAAAUUUUAUCUUUUGACGACUCCGGUGGCCCAAGCUUUGUACUGUGGGCGCUGUAUGAGAAGAUCGCACAUUCGAUUUUGUGAUCUAGGUGUUCUAGGUAGUGGCCCAGAUUAAAUACCGUAGCUCUGGUACUUAUACUAUAGGGAAUUCCCCAGUUUGAGACCACGUAAUUGGUGUGGUUAUUUGGCACAUUAUUGUUAUUAUUUAUUAUUAACGUCAACUUACAUUUUUUUAAAUAUUUUAUGUAAAUUAGAUAACCAAAAGCAUUUACUUUGACUGAAUUAAUUUAAAAAUCUUUUAAUUGUGUAAGUUAAUUUAUUUCUUAAAUAUUUAUGCUAUAUACUUAAGUUGAACACAAUAACUUGUACAAACCUA